Molecule: messenger RNA, 1611 nt
Organism: Aspergillus caelatus
Lineage: Eukaryota; Fungi; Ascomycota; Eurotiomycetes; Eurotiales; Aspergillaceae
Exons: 3
Coding region: 1-1611 (536 amino acids)
Source: RefSeq, a predicted model, not a curated record
AUGGAACGCCUUGCACUGACGGAUCUCGUCGACCUCAUGAAGGGUAACCAGACAACCAACAAAUGGGAUGUCGUGGUCUCCUACGACGAGGACAAGAUCAACGACCUGCUUCAAGCCGACUCAACCAAGCUCGAGGAUAUCCUCCAGAUAGAGCCAUUCACCAAAGAAGUGGACUUCUGGAUUAUAGUGGCGGAAGGGACGUUUGACCUGCAGCUCAAGAAUCCUCGCCUUCAAUUUUUGGCGGGCACUACGCAGGUGGCCCUAGUCUGCGAGCUCACGGGCACGUACGAGUUCCCCACUGUCGGGAAGCCCAAAGAAGACAUACCCGCAGGUACUCAGUUGCAAUUGAUAGUGUCACUGUUUAACUGUGCCGGUCAGCGCAUUGAGAGCAAUGGCAGGACUACCUUUGUGCCAGACGCCAAGAACGGCAUCAUCGAGGGAACCCCCAAGGACUACACCAUUCAACUGGACCCCAAGAACGGUCGUGGUAAUGGGCUCUGCCUUGUCUUUCGCAAUGUCGAAGCGAAGGUUAUAUCCACCGAUACGACUAUGAAAACCUUGUCCGCGCCUAUUGAAAGGGGCAUCACCGAUCACUUCGCCGAUGCCAAGCAGAUCUACUACUAUCUGACGGGGGUGUCCAAGUAUACGCCCAGCUCCGCGAACCAGGUGCUGGAGCCCGUGGCCUUCAACUUUAGCAUCACCCCCCCGGACAAUGACAAACGUAUUCCUGGUGUUCUUACGACUUGGAUCAGCGUGAAAGGUGGAGAGGGGGGUGGCCAAAAGCCCAGUGGGCAGAGCCCGCUCUAUUUCCGACCAGGUGGCGACGUUCAAUGCCCAAUUCCUAAGGGCAGCUCGGCCAGUGUGAUCAUAAGCAGCUACACAAUGGCUAAUUGUUUCUUCAUACCAAACCUGUCACGUAGUUUCAAGCAUGUGAAGCAGAAGGAUAACGCAAAAGAGCUAUCAUUCACCGGCGACAUGCAGGCCGAAAACAUCUACGUCGAGACACUGGACAACAAAGUGAAAGUCCAAAAUUGGCCUGCCAUCUGGGAGUACAGCAAAUGUGAGGGUGUUGACCUGCCUGUCGACACGCCGCCGACGGAUAUAACAGUGAGCCAGGAUGUGGUGACAGCGAGCUCAGACUCCGUGACCGUCAGCUUCACAAGUAAUUCGGAGACCAGUCAUUGGAGCUACUAUAAGGACGCUGGCGUGGCUGGCGCCAAUCCAACCCUUGCUAGUGGAAAUGUUACCUUGACUUUCACCUGGAACGCUGUUGGCAGUUGGUCUGGCGGCACGGCUGCGCAUCCUAAUCUGCUCCAAUUGGACUUCAAAGGAGACAAUGAAUACAAAACAAUUCAGACGGCCGAUAAACCUACCUUCUGGCUCAGCUGGAUGGGCGGAUUGAACUACCCAAGUUUCUAUGAUAACAUCCGUGCCCCGAAGCCGAACAUCGAUCUCAGCAUGGAUGCAUUGGACUACUUCCUCACCACCAACGUGUUCUUCCCUGGCAAGGAGAUCUUUAAGGCGCAUUCCCCUAUUGCAGGCGCCGACCGGAGUACUGGUCUGGCCGUCCCCAGAGAUCUUAUUCUGACUGGUGAUGUUGCGAGCGACUGA